This is a messenger RNA of Serpula lacrymans var. lacrymans S7.9, 720 nucleotides long. RefSeq lists its product as uncharacterized. Lineage: Eukaryota; Fungi; Basidiomycota; Agaricomycetes; Boletales; Serpulaceae. Gene Ontology annotation, molecular function: ATP binding; protein kinase activity. The record is from RefSeq and is a predicted model, not a curated record. The annotation marks the transcript as partial. Gene Ontology annotation, biological process: protein phosphorylation. The transcript is spliced from 4 exons.
AUGAACCUUCUGCGCAGGAGAAAUCUCCCGUCUUCACCCCAUACACCGCUUGCAGACAAACUUGGCAGUACAGAGUAUAAAAUACGAAAGGAGAUAGCAAUCAUGAAGAAGUGUCGCCAUGGUCAUAUCGUGCGAUUGCUGGAGGUGAUUGACGAUAAACUCAACGAUAGGAUAUACAUGGUCAUGGAGUAUCUCAGCGGCGGAGAAAUUAAAUGGAGGAAUAGCAACAACGAGCCUAUACUGAAAGUAGACCAAUGUCGACGCAUUUGCCGAGAUGUCAUACUUGGUCUCGAAUAUUUGCACUACCAGGGUAUCAUUCACCGUGACAUAAAACCGGCCAAUCUGUUAUGGACAGCUGAUCGUCAAAUGGUGAAGAUAACCGAUUUUGGCGUCUCACAUUUCUCCUAUGCCCAGCGUCUUGCUGCUGCCGGCAGGGGUCAAGUUGCCCUAGACAACCCCAACGAUCCCAUCCUCCUUGACGACUCUGAUUUAUCUAAGAGAGCAGGGACACCUCCUUUUCUCGCUCCAGAGGUAAUUUCUGAAUACAGCACUGAAACUUCUCCAUCAAUCUCCGUAACCGCUACUACUAUCGAUAUCUGGUCCCUUGGUGCCACCUUGUACUGUCUUCUGUUUGGUCGCGUCCCUUUCAUGGCUCCUGAUUCGAGUGAAUACAAUCUUUACAAGAUCAUCUGCAACCAGGAUUGGGAGGUGGAUGAAACU